Messenger RNA from Vigna radiata var. radiata (mung bean), 1457 nucleotides. Its product is annotated as mitochondrial outer membrane protein porin 2. The record is from RefSeq and is a predicted model, not a curated record. Gene Ontology annotation, cellular component: mitochondrial outer membrane. Gene Ontology annotation, molecular function: voltage-gated monoatomic anion channel activity. Bases 159 to 989 code for a protein of 276 amino acids. Lineage: Eukaryota; Viridiplantae; Streptophyta; Magnoliopsida; Fabales; Fabaceae. The transcript is spliced from 6 exons. Gene Ontology annotation, biological process: monoatomic anion transmembrane transport.
CGGACAUAGCCAGUUCAACCAUCCAGAUUCGUGAUUUCUCUACUACAUUAUUUCAUUUUUAAAAUAAAAACGUGAAAAAAGGGCGUCAUUUCCUUGCCACACCCUGUUUCGUGAAGCGUAGUGCAUCAAGAUCUCUCUAUCGCUCUCUGAAAUCGAAAAUGAGCAAGGGACCUGGUCUCUUCACCGAUAUCGGCAAAAAAGCCAAAGAUCUUUUGACUAAGGACUACACCUCCGAUAGGAAACUCACAGUUUCAUCCUACAGCAGCGCCGGAGUUGCGCUCACUUCAACUGCUGUGAAGAAAGGAGGACUCUCGACUGGGGAUGUGGCAGCACUGUACAAGUAUAAGAACACUAUUAUUGAUGUUAAACUUGACACGGCAUCAAUUAUCUCCACAACCCUCACAUUCACUGACAUUAUUCCGUCCACCAAGACUAUUGCUUCAAUUAAGCUGCCUGAUUAUAAUUCUGGCAAGCUAGAGGUUCAAUACUUCCAUGACCAUGCUACCUUGACAACCGCUUUUGCUUUGAAUCAAUCCCCUGUCAUUGAUGUUUCUGCUACCGUCGGUACCCCAAGCAUUGCUUUCGGCGGUGAGGCAGGCUAUGACACUACAUCUGGUCGUUUUACAAAAUACACUGCUGGGAUUAGUGUCACGAAAGCAGAUUCAUCUGCUUCAAUAAUCCUAGGUGACAAGGGUGACAGCAUUAAAGCAUCAUACGUCCAUCAUCUGGACCUAUUGAAGAAGAGUGCUGCUGUUGCAGAGGUCACUAGAAAGUUCUCCACAAAUGAGAACAUUCUUACAGUGGGAGGGUCUUUUGCUGUUGACCCUCUGACACAGGUCAAAGCAAGGCUCAACAAUCAAGGACAUCUUGGCGCCCUCUUGCAGCAUGAGAUCAUACCAAAAUCAGUGUUGACUAUUUCUGGUGAGAUUGACACCAAGGCCCUGGAUAAAAAACCCAGGUUUGGAUUGGGAGUUGCCCUCAAACCGUGAGCCUUUUGUUCAUUUUUAGAAAAGUGAUCGGAGUUACAAACUUCAUUCAAUUUUUUUGGUGGCCCUUGAAAGGAGGGAAAAUAAUUAGCUCCACAUAUGAGCAUUUCCAGGCUCUUCAUGAAUGGAUAAAAAUCUUAUAAUUCGAAUCCUCGAGUGUCUUUUGUUUCCCUUUUUUUUUUCUUGAACUUUCUGCUUUUCCUCCAACAUUGUGGUAGGCAUUACAAGAUCUAUAGGUCAUGUUGUCUAGGAGGAUUUUAUCGAGUGUGCUUUUCUUACAAUUUUACUUUCAAUUUUUCUCUUGGAUAACUUCCACACCCCUUCAAUAUUGUUAUUCUUUCAGUGAAUUGGAUUAAAAGAAGGGAAGAGGAGGGAAGGAAAAUGAUCACUUUAUUUGGUCCAAGUAUAAGUGUACGAGAGGAGAAAUAUAAUAUAUUUUUGUGCUCCAUAAAAUAUUAAUGGAGAGGCUGA